Messenger RNA from Microthlaspi erraticum, 489 nucleotides. The record is from the annotation of a GenBank genome assembly. Lineage: Eukaryota; Viridiplantae; Streptophyta; Magnoliopsida; Brassicales; Brassicaceae.
AUGGAAUCACAAGCGGUGGCGUCUGAGUGGGAGGGAAAGCACGUGGCCCAAGUCAACGGCGUCACGGCGGGGCAAGCAUGGUCGGUUGUUUCGGACUUCUGCAACGUCCACGAGUGGUUCCCAUCUGUCGCCACGUGUCACCGAGUCCAAGGAACCGAUGGUCAGCCGGGUCUGAUCCGCCACUGUGCAGCCGUCAAAACCGAGGAAGAGGAAACCAAGUGGGCUUUAGAGCGUCUGGUCGAGAUCGAUCCAAUCAAACGGUGUUUGAGCUAUGAGAUCCUCGAGAACAACGUGGGGUUCAAAUCUUACGUGUCGACGGUCAAAGUAAUGCCAGUGGACGGUGGAGAUGAAGCGGACGGUGGAACAAGCUGUCGAAUCGAGUGGUCGUUUGUGUCGGAUCCUGUUGAUGGUUGGAAGAAGGAAGACCUUGAAGCCUACGUGGAGUCUUGUCUUAAACACAUGGCCACUAAAAUGGAAAAGAAUCUGUAA